AUGGCUGACUACAGAAGAACAAUUCUGCAGACUCUGGUGAUUGCAGUCUACACACUCACAGCAAGCCUAUCCCAGAAUGUACCUCCUAUUCAACCUGUAUCCUACAAUCUUCCAGUUCCACCUGUAUUGAUGGGACCUAUGGCAGCAAACAAUGUUCUGACUGACGGUGAACGGGUGCACCCAAAUCAGACCAAGGGAGUAACCUCGAUGGUCAGCACACCGGAUAACUUGUUUGCAAGCACAGUUGACAGCAAGAUUUAUGAUAUGGCCAGAUGCCCGCCUCGUCUCAUUGCCAAUCUGGCUGCUCCAGGCUGCGUUGGCAAGUACCAGUGUGGUCAGCUGACCAGUUUACGACUGUAUCCGGCCAACGGUCACCUUUUGGCACUGGACACUUUUAGAGGAUUGUUCAUGGUCCACCCAGUAACUGGAAGCUAUCGACUAUUAUUUUCUACCAACACGCCCGUCAAUGGGAGGCGACCCGUACACUUGAACGACAUGGUUGUGACUUCAUCUGGUGUGGUCAUCCUGAGUGAUUCUAGUGAUGUCUACAGUAUUGACUAUGAUACAUACAUCUGUAUGGACGGGCGAAAUACUGGCAGGUUGAUGAUCUUUGAUCCCCGAACACUACGCAUGAGUGAACUUCAAAAAGGACAAUUCAACUUCCCGAAUGGACUUGAACUCACACCAGAGGGAGACCUGCUUGUUGCGGAAACAUGUCGGGCUGCAAUCCACAGGGUCAGCUUGCAGCGAAACUCCUGGCUUCGCGUGGAGCCAUUCUCACUCAACCUUCCCGGUUUGCCAGACAACAUCCGGUCGUCAGGCCGAGGUACCUACUGGGUGGCCAUGUCGUAUGCCCGACACUCCGGUAUCAGCAACCCACUUGACCAGAACUCCAGAAUUCCAAAUCAUCGUGCCAUGGGUUUUAGAUAUGUGUCACUGAAGGAGUUGAGAAACCUCUUUACCAAAUGGGGCAUUGUGGUGGAGCUCGACAAGGCGGGAGCAAUCGUUGGCAGUCUGCACGAUCCAACAGGAAACACCCUCAGUAUGAUCACGGAGGUGAAUGAAUUCGGUGGCGUCCUCAACAUCGGCAGCCAUAUUGCCAACUACAUGAUCAGGUUUGUGUUACCGGCAGAAACUGGAAUCAAAACAUCGGUGGACAGUUUCUUGCAGAUAAAGAGAAGCCGCUGUGAGUUACCAGACUCCAAAGUUGCAGAAGUCAGAAGGCAACUAUUACAAAAGGAACAAGCAAAUACUACAUUACACUAG
Candidula unifasciata is the source of this 1266-nucleotide messenger RNA. The record is from the annotation of a GenBank genome assembly. NCBI's taxonomy places the organism in Eukaryota, Metazoa, Mollusca, Gastropoda, Stylommatophora, Geomitridae.